AUGACUGGCGUGGCAGCAUCAGCCCAUAUAUCAUUUGCACUCUCCUCUUCUUUUUAUUACACGGUGGCACUCUGUUUCUCAAACAUCUAAUUGAAGGUUCACAGACCAGACGUGUUGUUCAUGGCUUCAAGUAUCUCAGCUGGAGGCUGCUUACUGCUCUGUGCAGUGGCACUCCUGUCUCUCUCUCCUCUCCCCUCUUUGGCUCAGGACCCUCCCCCUACGCCCAACAUCACCCACGAAGCUGGCCAUUGUCUCUGGUUAGGGCAGUGUGGCCCCUCUGGACAAGCUAAUGGCGUCUUUAACUGUUUCUACAAUGGGCCUGCCCACAACGUCACACCCGGCUCUGAGUUUCAGAAAGCCCUAUUGGACAUUUGUCCCCAGUAUGCUAACGGCCCUGUGUGCUGUGACAAGAACCAGCUCGACACUCUAACUGGUCAAAUUGGCAUCCCUAGACAGUUGCUCGGUCGUUGUCCUGCCUGUUUGAAGAAUUUCAUCAAUAUUUUCUGUGCUUCGACAUGUGAUCCAAAUGCUUCUCAGUUCCUUGACGGGAAAUUGCAAUAUGAUAAAGAUAAGAAGGAAUUCGAAGUGACCAGUGCAACUGUAUAUCUCGAUGACGAAUAUGCUCAUGGUGUGUUCAACUCUUGCAAGAAUGUUAUCAAUCCUCAAGACAAUGCCCAAAAAGUUGUUGACUUGAUGUGUAAUAACGCCGAUCCCUGCACAGUCGAAGCUUGGUUCCAAUAUCUCGGUACUGGAAAUCCGUAUGUCCCAUUCCCCAUGAGGUACAAGUUUGACGACGGUAGCCUGCCCAAACCACCGGGUGUUGUAGCGUAUGACGCCACCUACUAUCCGUGUAACUAUCACAACGGUUCUGACUACUCUUUACAAUGCAGCUGUACUGAUUGUGGAACCGAAGAUGUGUGCCCCCCUGCCCCUUUACCGCUCAAAAACAACUUCCCAAUAAAAUGGAUCUCGAUUGGAAUCGCUGCUGUUGGUGGUGCGAUCGUACUGAUCAUCUUUAUCAUUACUCUUAUUGCCGGUAUUAUUCAACUGGUCAGGAAACCCACAGGAUACAGUCAAAUCGAUGGUGGCCGCACUUCGACAAGCUAUGGCACUAUGUCUGAAGAUGACGACGACUCACCAACAAGCAGUGUAGGGAGUAUCAAUGACGAUCUGGUUGUGGAUGCGAAGGAUGAUUACUCUUCCUGUUGCUAUAGCUGGUACAAGUUCGGGGCGUACUUCGAGAAUUGGAUCAAACAUGUAUUUUACUUGUGGGGCAAGUUUGCCACUAAAUUCUGGUACAUUGUGAUUCCGACUGGCAUAGUAGUGAUGGGUGUGUUUGCUAGUGGUAUGUAUAGGUUCGAGGUGGUCACCGACACUGUAAAGUUGUGGUCUGCCCCCGACAGUCGAGCGAGAUUAGAAAAGAACUAUUUCGAUGAGAACUUUGGUCCUUUUUAUCGUACUGAGAUGAUUAUUGUCAAGCCACUUAACCAGACUGUGUACUUCAAGGGCGACAAUGGACAGGGAGGUACUGGCACAUUUGGACCUGCUAUGGCUUGGCCCGUCCUGAACGAGUCAUUCCAUCUUCAAGAACACCUCAUCAAUAUGGCAGUCCCUUACCAGUUCCCUAAUGGCACCAUGAAGAACGUCACACUGGAGGACAUCUGCUUCAAACCUCUCAAACCUGACAACAAGAACUGUACCGUCAUGAGUGUAUUCAACUACUUCCAAAACGACUAUGCUUAUCUGUCCAAGUUGGCUGACUUCACUGAAGAGCCUGAAUAUCUUAGGCACAUGUAUUAUUGUACAAGAGGACCCGCUUCACCAUCACAGCCUAAUCCAGAUUCCACACCUGGACCUGGCUGUCUUGGCAGCUUUGGGGGACCUGUGGAUCCCAACGUGGCCCUCGGAGGAUUCAAUUAUGAUGAAAAGAUUAAAGAGUGGAACUACCAGAAUGCCACGACCCUCAUCAUCACGUUCACUGUCAAUAACCACAUCAAGGAAGCCGAAAAUGCCAUGGCCGAGGCUUGGGAGAAGGCCUACUUAGACUACCUCAAGAACUACAAUGGAAGCACUUUUAACUUCUCCUUUUUAGCUGAGCGCUCCACAGUGGAUGAACUCGAGAGAGAAAGUCAGACUGACGAAUUGACAGUUGUUAUCAGUUACCUGUUCAUGUUUGCCUACAUCACUCUUUUCUUGGGCCACAUUAGAAGUGUUGCUACGAUCCUGAUUGACAUGAAGUUCUUUGUGGGUUUGGUUGGAGUGGGUCUGGUUCUCUUAGCUGUGGUCGCCUCCAUUGGUUUACUCAGCUAUAUGGGUGUAGCUGGCUCCCUCAUUAUCCUGGAGGUGGUACCUUUCCUAGUGCUGGCAGUGGGAGUUGACAAUCUCUUCAUCAUUGUACACUCCUAUGAGCGGCAAACUAAGAAGUUCUCCAAGCUCUUUGAUGGUGAUCUGUCCUUGGUGCCAGUGCCUGAGCUGAUAGGACGUGCCCUCGGUGAAGUGGCUCCUAGCCUGCUCCUCACCUCACUCUCAGAGACAGCCGCUUUUCUCCUGGGAGGCAUCUCUACCAUGCCCGCUGUCAGAUCUUUUUCUUUCUAUGCUGGGGUUGCCGUGUUCUUCAACUUUAUGUUGCAGGUGACGAUAUUUGUCUCUGUUGUGGCUCUGGAUGCAAAAAGGCAGUUGGCCAAUCGGUUUGACAUUCUCUUCUGUCUGAAAUUGAAGGGCAAGUACAACCCCAACGCUGGCGUGGAUAUCCUCCAUUUUAUCAUGAAGUGGUUUGCUAAGUUCAUCCUCUACCCUAUUGUGCGGCCAUUUGUUCUGCUCAUCUUUGGAGCCACUACUGUCUUGUCUCUUAUCUCCCUCCUCCACCUGGACAUCGGCCUUGACCAGAAACUUGCUUUUCCCAAGGACUCCUACCUCAUCACAUACUUCAACGACAUGGAGUCGUAUCUACACACCGGCUCACCUGUUUACUUUGUCAUCAAGGACACGGUGGAUUACAGCCGCCAAGACGUUCAGGACAAGAUAUGCUCUCAGGCUGGCUGCUCAAAGGACUCGCUCGGCACACAAGUCAGCGUCUACUCUGAAGCACCUGAUUUGACACGAAUAGCAGAGCCUGGCAUGCUUUGGCUGGACACCUACUUCCAGUGGCUAUCUCCCGACGGCAAUUGCUGUGGUAUAACCAACAAUACGAACGACUACUGCAAGAACCCUGGCACCGGAAAUUGCACCAAAUGUCCAAUUUCUAACUACAAGGACAAUCGGCCGUCCUCAAAAGAUUUCAAGAAGUACAUACACUGGUGGCUGAAUUCCAACCCUGGUACUACAUGUCCAGCGGGAGGACAUGCAGCUUUUUAUAGUGCAGUCAAAUUCGACGCAGACAAUACCACUAUCACCUCCUCGUACGUGAUGACAUACCACACUGUGCUCAAGUCAUCGGACCAAUAUGUUGAUGCCAUAUUUUGGGCGCGAAGGCUCUCUGACAAUGUCACUCAGUCCCUCAACAUCACCGUGUUCCCGUACAGUGUCUUCUAUGUAUUCUAUGAACAGUACCUUCAUGCUAUACACGACAUGGCCGUCAAUCUUGGAGCUUCCUUAGGUGCUGUGUUUCUGGUGACUUUCCUGACAAUGGGUUUCAAUCUUUGGGCAGCCAUCAUCAUCAUGGUGUCUGUUGGGAUGAUCCUUAUACACAUGAUUGGCUCUAUGGCCGUGGCCGGAAUUAGUGCUAACGCCAUCUCCCUUGUCAACCUUGUCAUGACGGUCGGUAUCUCAGUCGAGUUUUGCUCUCACAUGGUUCGCUGGUUCACCUCCUGCCCUCUACCCUCUCGCUAUCUGAGGGCCAAAUCUGCUCUGUCUCAUAUGGGCGCCUCCGUUGUAAGUGGAAUUACCGUCACCAAGUUCCUGGGUGUCUUUGUGCUCCUUUUUGCCAAGUCACAGCUCUUUGAGAUCUACUACUUCAGGAUGUACAUGUUCAUGCUGCUCUGGGGAGCACUGACAGGACUAGUGUUCCUGCCUGUCUUGCUCAGUUUUGUUGGUCCUCCCUACUAUCCUGUCAAGGACAUUCCAUCGCCGUAUGACCAUUUAAUUGUGCCAACUCAGCCACCAAAAGACGACAAAGGGCUCUUUCUUCCCAAAGAGAAGCCGAGCCAACCCCCUGUGUCUCCGCCCACCCAGUACACAAGUCAGUACCCCACCCUCCCCACUGUGAAUGACGUUGAAGAACGAUUGAACAAUGGACAGCAGCAGCAGCAGCAGGAGUACCCAGCACCAACUUACCCCGGACAAAAUGAGUACCAGAAGAGGGGCCUACCCUACAAUAACUCAGCUGAUGAGACUACAAAACUGAUUAAUCACUAGACUGGACAUUUGUUUUAUAGAAGAGCGUAUCUGUGAUACAUUACAUCUACUAUAUACGUGUGUGUGUUUAAAUUAUUAAUUGAUAUAUAAUGUUCAUUACUCUG
This is a messenger RNA of Halichondria panicea, 4457 nucleotides long. RefSeq names its product NPC intracellular cholesterol transporter 1-like. Gene Ontology annotation, biological process: sterol transport. The transcript is spliced from 16 exons. Lineage: Eukaryota; Metazoa; Porifera; Demospongiae; Suberitida; Halichondriidae. Gene Ontology annotation, cellular component: membrane. Gene Ontology annotation, molecular function: lipid carrier activity; sterol binding. The record is from RefSeq and is a predicted model, not a curated record. Bases 121 to 4353 code for a protein of 1410 amino acids.